Procambarus clarkii (red swamp crayfish) is the source of this 1404-nucleotide messenger RNA. Its product is annotated as protein YIPF3. NCBI's taxonomy places the organism in Eukaryota, Metazoa, Arthropoda, Malacostraca, Decapoda, Cambaridae. The record is from RefSeq and is a predicted model, not a curated record.
ACUGGUAAUUUGACAAAAUAAAUUGUGAUACAUAUAUGACACUUGUCUAAUUUUAUUUCUCUUGAGUUCUGAAUUUAUCCUUUUCUAAGAAAGGGCAUUAUCAUAGUUGCAUUUGUUAUACUUAUCAGUGGAUGCUUUAAGCAAUGGUAACCAUGUCUCACAAAGGCCACUCAGUUGUGACUAUUGAGUCAAUUGACUCAAACCUAGAGAUGCUACUACCAAAACUAGGCUCUGUGACUGAUUACUGCUACAGCAUCUUCUCAUUUAUACGACCUUACUACUCGGUAUCCAACACUAAGCUUCCUUACAGAAUAUUGUCAUCUUUAGCACCACCUAUCAUUUUUCCAGAAUUCCGACGUGUCCACUCUGAUAUGAAAGGGCCAUCGUUGGUAGUAGCCAUGCUGGCUUUAAUCCUUAUGUAUGGUAUUCAUAGCCCAAAUAGAACUCUAGUUGUAGAGCUGCUGAUCACUGCCAAAUUGAGUCUUGGGUACUGGUUGGGUUUUUCCUUCGUGGCAUUUUUUCUUUGUUACUUUUCCCAGACUUGCUUAACCCUGUCACAGUUAGUAUCAAUCUCUGGCUAUAGCCUUACUGGCCACUGCGUUGUAUUGCUCAUAGCAGAGGUUCUGCACCAGGAGAACAGUCACAGUGUAUUCUUCUUUCUAACCACUGUGUUUGGGGGCCUAGCUACCGCUAGACUAGUGAUAAUCAUUUUGGCACGUACCCCAGGACCUGCUCAGAGACUGCUCAUCUGUUCCACACUGGCCUGUAUUCAUCUUAUGCAUUUAAUUUACAUACAUUUUGCUUGUAUGAGGAAGAAAUUUGAAAUAUAAAUUCAGUAGACUUGAGUCUCCAUUGAAUGACAAGUUUCUUUAGUAAAUUUAUCUUAGAUAUGUAUUUAAAAUUGUACAUAAUGUAGAUUUUCAGUUUUUCACUGAUCGUUACAGUAGAUAUUAUGCUAUAUGGUAGUGUUGGUCAAUACCAUAUAGUUACGGAAUUUUAGUUAGGAGUCACAGUUACUGUUCGUGAUGGUCUAGAAGACAAAUAACUGACCAUGAUCAUUUUUACACAAGUUAGGGAAGUAAAGUGCAAUGGAUGUUCUUUGCAAUAUAAAAUUAGCAUUGAAUAAAGUUGUGACCUUGUUUAUAAAAAAAAAUUUAAUAAGUUUUGGGAAUGGUGAGGAACCCAUCUAAUUAUUUAUAAAUCCUCAUGCCGAGUUUGAAGUUUUAAACUUAGACUCAACUCUGUAUGUGAUAUCAGUAACAGGCAUGUUGUUUUAAGUACGGAUGUUAAUACUGUAAUGGUAAGAGUCCAUCCAACCUGAAGAGGGUGCUAACGUGAGGCCCUCUUUCUGGUAGUUACCACAAGUUGUAAAAAGUUAUUGCCUUGAAUAAAGGAAUAAAGCUG